CGAGGUAGGAAGUGGGAAACGGGGACGGAGCACAAGGUCUGGCUGCCGGCGGAGGCGUUCUCAGACUGGCACAAUGUCUCCAGAGGAACUCGUCUACCUCGCAGUUCUUGCUGCGUCCAUUCCUGUUGGGUUCCUGUUCCGCUAUCUGAGUCCUUCACUCAAGCAGGGGGUAUCGCUGCUCCUGGGCUUAAUCAUCACCAUAGCAACUUGCAGAAUUCACACUCUGCACUCCUUCUUUACUGUACUAGGAACAUGGCUUAUCGUCAAGUAUAGCUGGAGAAAUGCUCCAUUUCUUUCGCUGGCAUGGACCUUUCUCUAUCUCUUGUUCUUCCGAUUAUCUACUUGGUUUGGUCUGUCAUCUCCAGGACCGUUUGCCAAUGCGAUCCAACUUCUUCUCACACUCAAGAUGGUCAGUUUGGCCAACGAGGUUCACAGUUUCCACCUUAUGAAAAAAGAGGAUGUGAGGUCAUUCUCCAAGUCUCCUCUGAUUGGUGGACUUUCUCAGGAGCCUUCGCUCUAUGACACAAUUUCCUACAGUUACUGUUACAUUGGGAUAAUGACAGGCCCUUUUUUUCGGUACCAGACAUAUUUUGAUUGGCUUCAGCAACCCUGCCCCCAGUCUCUCCCUGGUCGUGUCCCUCUCCUGCAGCGCCUGCAGUUUGUACCCAUGUAUGGAGUCCUCUUCCUGGUCAUCAAUUCCUUCUUUCCCCUGGCUUAUGUAAGGACAGAAGAGUUCCUAGAACAUCACCUUUUGUUUAGGUUGUUCUACAUGACGGCAGUAUUCUUCGUGUUCAGAAUGAGGUUUUAUGCAGCCUGGUGUGGAGCAGAAGCGAGCUGCAUCAGUGCAGGACUGGGCUGCUAUCCAGAGGGGGCUCUGUCCAAGCCAGGAGGGGGACCCACUGUGAAGUACAGCACUGCUCCUGACUCCUCAGACACCUAUGAUUUCAAAACCAUCCAGAACAUUGACUGCUACAACACAGACUUCUGUGUCAAAGUGAGGCAUGGAAUGAAAUACUGGAACAUGACUGUGCAGUGGUGGUUACAUCAUUACAUCUAUGCCAACGCACCUUUCAAAGCGUAUACAUUCAAGGCUGCAUGGACCAUGUUUAUCAGUGCAUACUGGCAUGGUCUGCAUGCUGGAUACUACCUCUCCUUCCUCACCAUUCCUUUGUGUAUGGGGGCAGAAUCUGCCCUUGAGAGUGCUGUAAGGACCAAACUGGGGCCCAAGGGUCAAAGCAUCUUUGACUGGAUCCACUGGUUCCUUAAGAUGAGAGCCUAUGACUAUAUGUGCAUGGGUUUUGUCCUACUCAGCUUCAGGGAUACUGUCAAUUACUGGACCUCCAUUUACUUUUGUAUUCAUGUCAUAGCAUUAGCGUGUAUAGGGCUCGGCAAAGCCUUGAAAGGAAAAGGUGAAAAAAGAGAGAGAAAGUCCGAUAAAGAGAAGGAGGAAAACAACCAGAAAAUAAAGGCAGAGAAUUAGGUGGAAGGGAAAACAUUUGCCAAACUGCAAUUCCAGGUAUUUGGAUUUGUACUCAGAACCAUGCAUGUUGGGAAUUUUACUGUUUGUUCGCAUUAGAGAUUUAAAAACAUGCAGAUUGUAUGUGCAUAUGCAUACGAGUCUCAGUAUUUCUUUGAGGUCUGCUACAUGUUUUACACACAAAUGAAUGUCAUUUAUAUUAUGUGACUGAACUGUAAAGGCUUAACUCAGUGGUUUCAGUCCUGGUCCAAAAUCCCCACUGUUUGUAUUGUUUUUAACCAGUCUUGUCAUUAAUUAAAUGAGAUAUUGAGCUUUUCAUUCAAUGUCAGCUUGAAUGCUUUAGUUGAGGAUCACUGUAAUAUUACAGUCACCUUAAAUUCAUGUUGAGACAUACCUGUUUUAGUCAAGAUAUUCAGAAAUCAUUGUAUGUGCAAAAGGCAUUCUUAAUUUAAUACAGAACAAAGCAAGACUGAACUUUGACUAAUCAGUCUAAAUACUGUAGUUUAAUUAAAGCCUAAGAAUGAUGUAGUACAGCACCCAUCCAUCUAUUAUGAAUAACCACUCUUCCAGUCUAGUGUCAUGGUGGUCUUGAGCCUAUCCUAGAAACAUAGGGCAUGAGCCAUGGUUCUCUCUGGCCAGGAUACCAGUCUUUGGACUACUUAUUAAUUCUGACUGUUGUGUUAAAUUAAGUUUCAAUCACUUUUUUGGGAUGGCUUAAAAACUAAAUUUACAUAUUAAUCAUUACAUCUGUUUCACUCAUAUACACCUUUUGUGUAAUAUGACGUAUAGUGAGUGUCUGUUUAAUAUGAUUUUAAUAGUACAGUUCUUUACAUCUCAGAAAAGCUAAUCGGUUACAGAAAAAAAAUCCAGCAUACUCAGUGGGGUUCUUAGUCAAGUAAUAAAAAUAAUGUUUUGAAUGGUUAAAUUUCACAUGACUUUGUUAAAUGCAGCAUGCAUAUUGGAGUUUUACCAGAAAUUUAAUGUUUCUGUAUUUCUUUUUUGUAGAACCAUAGCAUAGAAAUGGAUUUCUGUGAACUGGGCUGAACAAUAGUCUCAAAUUAGGCUCUUUCAGCUCACAACUUUGCGUUCCACUUUGUGUUAGGAAGAUUUAACAGGGCAACGUUUUAUUUAGUAGUUUUGUGUAUGCGUUUUUUAUGGGUUGUGUUUUUAUAUUAGUGCCACUACAUGCUGGUCCAGUCCUCACCCAAGUUAUUACCCUUGUUAUCUGUGUUCAGCCUCUAGCUGACUUCUGGCCAGGUUAUUACUGCGUCAUCAUUGUUGUUCAUCUUUAGUAUCCACUGGGCCAGUUAGUGCUAGGCAUUGAUAAUGUACUCCUGGUUUCUUACAACAGUACAAUGUCACAUUUUGUUGUUCAUGCUUUCAUGUAAUUGCAAACUGCCAUUUUGAAGUAUUUCUGGUUUUGUGUCAAAGACUGAUGGGUGUAAAAUAUGGACCUACUACUGUUUUCUAAAAUGGUACAUUUUUUGUAUUUGCACAGUGUUCUGGGAUUGUCUAACUUUUUUAAAAGGCUGCUUUAGCUCUUAAGACAUCAGCCUUUCACUGAUGCUUUUGGAGUUUUCAGUAGUUGCCACAUGUGUGCUCUCAUUCUGUGUCUUCACUGCCAGACUUUGACUGCCACUUAACAAGGACCUUCAAGGUUUUGGACCAACACGUGCAGUUAAAUAGAAACACCACUGAUUAAAACUAGUUACACAGAGGCACUUCAGUUCACUUGUACUGCAAAAAUGAAAUUGACAAAUGGAUGAUAAAAUUAUAAAUAAAAAACAAAAACCAUAGUUUUCACAUUUUUUUUAUACCUUUUUUUAAAUAACUUGUUUAAUAUGGUUUUCACCUUUGCCUCAUAAUGCUUAGGUUGAGGGGUUCUAAACUCACAGUCCCACAAAGUGCUGUGGCUAAAACUGCUGUCACUUGUGAAAGAACUUGUCAUAUUUGUGUUACUCUUUUAUAGCUUAGUAAUAUUCUUUUAAUUUAUGUUCCUUUUAAGGUACAACUAUGUGCCAUAUGAUUUGUUCAUUCUGCUCAUUGAUAUUUCUGUAGUAAUGCUUUGUUCAAUCCUUUUAUUGCCAUAAUUAUUGUAACUGUCCUGGGAUGUAAUUUGAAUGCAGUGUUAUGCUGAAAAUAUAUUUCAGAUU
Molecule: messenger RNA, 3630 nt
Organism: Scleropages formosus (Asian bonytongue)
Lineage: Eukaryota; Metazoa; Chordata; Actinopteri; Osteoglossiformes; Osteoglossidae
Gene: mboat7
Product: membrane bound O-acyltransferase domain containing 7
Exons: 9
Coding region: 74-1480 (468 amino acids)
Biological process (GO): phosphatidylinositol biosynthetic process; lipid modification
Cellular component (GO): mitochondria-associated endoplasmic reticulum membrane contact site; membrane
Molecular function (GO): lysophospholipid acyltransferase activity
Source: RefSeq, a predicted model, not a curated record